Aspergillus fischeri NRRL 181 is the source of this 786-nucleotide messenger RNA. RefSeq names its product GPI anchored serine-threonine rich family protein. NCBI's taxonomy places the organism in Eukaryota, Fungi, Ascomycota, Eurotiomycetes, Eurotiales, Aspergillaceae. The transcript has a single exon. The coding region runs from base 1 to 786 and encodes 261 amino acids. The record is from RefSeq and is a predicted model, not a curated record.
AUGCGUCUCUCAAUUGCUUCUGUCGUCUCCUGCCUGGCGGCUCUCGCCAUGGCCGCUACCAAGCCCGACUACACCCAGGAUCCCACGGGAAAUGCCAUCCUCAAGCCGGGUCUGAACGAAUUGGUCCCUGCUGGAAAGCAGUACACAAUCGAAUGGGAUCCCACUACCACAGGGCCGGUCUCGCUGGUUCUCCUGCGCGGUCCCAGCACCAAUGUUGUGCCCAUUGAGACGCUGGCCGACAGCAUCCCCAACUCGGGCAGCUUUUCCUGGACUCCCAGCACCUCCCUCGAGCCCGACACCACCCACUACGGUCUCAUGCUCGUUGUCGAAGGGACCGGCCAGUACCAGUACUCGACGCAGUUUGGUAUCUCCAACCCAGACUACUCUGGCUCGACUUCCAAGUCGUCCUCGACUGCCACUACCGCCACCGAGACCAAGUCUUCUUCCGCGACGGAGUCUUCUUCUUCCAAGCCCUCGACCACUGGCACGCCCGAGACUGCUACUACUACCGCGACUUCUGGUUCGGCCAGUGCCGACUCCACCACUACCGCCUCGGAGACCCCCGCGACUACCCUCGUCACCCAGAGCAGCACCACCAACGUGCCCACCUCGACUGUGGUUGUGACUGUUCCUAACAGCUCUGCCGGCUCUUCGUCGGGUGCCUCUGGCUCUCCCCGCCAGUCCAGCACCCCGUCCCCCUCGCCCACUCUCUCGAGCGGAGGAGACCGCAAGGCGAUCAGCCUGGGAGCGGUUGUAGUGGGAGCAUUCGCCGUGAUGGCUUUCUAA